AUGUCCAGCAAGCGCCUUCAGGAUCGUGUUGCGAUAGUGACAGGGUCAUCUCAAGGCAUUGGCAGGGAGAUCUGCAACCAGUUCUUUUUGGAGGGCGCCAUUCUUGUCUGCGCUGAUCUGAGACCUCUUGGAAAGGGGGAGUCGAUAGCAACACAUGACUGGAUCUCCCAGAGGGGCGGCAAAUCCAUCUUUGUCGAGACAGAUGUUACUAUAGCAGAGAGUUGGAGGGGUCUCAUUGCAAAGACCGUAGAAACAUACGGCAAACUCGACAUUGUUGUGGGCAACGCUGGUAUCUGUACCGAAGCUGGCAACCCUCAGCCCAUCCAUGAAGUAGAUGAAGACGUAUUUGAUGCUCACAUGCGGAUCAAUGCACGUGGUGUGUUCCUCGGAUCGAAGUACUGUGUGCAACAGUUCUUAAAACAAGAACCACGUGCCAACGGCAUUCGCGGUUGGAUUGUUAACCUUGCUUCCAUGGUGUCGAACAUUGGCAUGCCGGGCCUGACUGGGUAUACUGCUUCGAAGGGCGCUGUGGCCGCCAUGACAAGGACUAUCGCACUCGAUGUUGCAAAGGAGGGCAUUGUUGCAAACUGCAUCGCUCCUGGAUCCAUGCUUGAUGAUGCGCUAGGCGGAGCUCUACCCGGGGCCGUGGAGGGUAUCAAAGCCAGUAUUCCUAGGGGCAUAUUCGGUCACCCACUCGAUCAUGCAAGAGCGGCGGUAUAUCUUGCAAGUGACGACGCGCAGUGGAUCACAGGAAUCACUCUGAAUGUUGAUGGUGGCUUGGUGGCACAGUAG
Molecule: messenger RNA, 792 nt
Organism: Parastagonospora nodorum SN15
Lineage: Eukaryota; Fungi; Ascomycota; Dothideomycetes; Pleosporales; Phaeosphaeriaceae
Exons: 4
Coding region: 1-792 (263 amino acids)
Molecular function (GO): oxidoreductase activity, acting on the CH-OH group of donors, NAD or NADP as acceptor
Source: RefSeq, a predicted model, not a curated record